GCCGCCGGUCUGGUCUGGGCCCUUGGGAUGAAGAUUGCCAUUGAGGAGAUCAACAACUCCACCACACUGCUGCCGGGGAUCCGUCUUGGCUAUGAUAUCUACGACACCUGCAUGGAACCGGUGGUCACCCUCCAGCCCAGCCUGCUCUUCCUGUCCAGAGCAGGCACAAACAGCAUCGGGAUCCUUUGCAACUACACGGACUACCAGACCCGGGUGAUGGCUGUCAUCGGGCCUCACGACUCAAAGCUCUCUGCGGUGACAGCCAAGCUGUUCGGCUUCUUCCUGAUCCCGCAGGUCAGCUAUGGAGCCACCAUGGAGACCCUGAACAAUGAGGAGCUGUAUCCCUCUUUCUUGCGGACUGUGCCCAGUGACAAGAGCCAGCUGGAAGCCAUGGUCCAGCUCCUGCAGGCUUUCAAGUGGAAUUGGAUCGCGGUCAUUGGCAGUGACGAUGAAUAUGGCCGUGGAGGCCUCAGCCUCUUGUCAACCAUGGUGGCCAGCAAAGAGAUCUGCAUCGCCUUCGAGGGGCUGAUCCCAGCCGACGUGUCCAACCCGAGCCUCCAAGUGAAGCUGAGGCAGACGAUCCAGUCGAUCAACGAGAGCAAAGUCAACGUCAUCGUCCUCUUCGCCAGCGACCGGCCUGUCCGGGCUUUCUUCAAGCUGUGCUUGGAACUGGAGCUGAGCCAGAAGGUGUGGUUGGCCACGGAAGCCUGGGUGAUGUCCGAUGUGGUCACCUCUGUGGACAAGAUCCAAGCCGUCGGGACAGUCAUCGGCUUCGUCAUAAAGGGGGGGACAAUCCCCGGCUUCGAGGAGUACGUCUACAGACUUUUAGAGCUGACCCAAGAGGACAGCUUCUGCAAUGCAUCCCAGGAGGAAGUGGACAAGAUGGGUUCGGAUGUCCUGGGACCGCAAUGCCUGCAAUGCAACUACGUCUCUCGCCGAAACAUCACCGCAGUGCUCAAGCACCGGCAGACGUAUGCUGUCUACACCGCAGUGUACAGUGUGGCUCACGCACUCCAUAACUUGUUGUGCUCCCAGAGAGGGAUGUGUCAUAAGGGUAACAUCAAAUCUUGGCAGCUGCUGGACAAACUGAAAGACCUCCGUUUCAACAUCUCCAACCAGUUGCUUCACUUUGAAGAGUACCGCAGCAUCAACCUCGGCUACGAGGUUAUUGGCUGGAGGUGGCAGGACAGUAGGAUUGAGCACAUCAGCCUCGGGAACUUCAACACAAAACUGAACAUCAAUACAUCCUUGGUCCAGUUUCACACAGAGGAUGGAAAGGCACCCAUCUCUGAGUGCCUUACGACAUGUCAGCCUGGGCAGAUCCGUCGAAUGAAGGGGUUCCACCUCUGCUGCUAUGACUGCAUUGACUGCGAGAGGGGCACUUACUGCAGUUCUCCAGAGGACUCAACCUGCACCGCCUGCCCCAAGGAACAGUGGUCCCCUAGACGCAGCACACGAUGCUACGACCGCAGCGAAAAGUAUUUGUUCUGGUCCGAGCCUCUGGCCAUCAUCUUGGUAGCCUUGCUGAUAUUGGCAGUGACUCUCACCUGCCUCUCGGGGUCCCUGUUUCUGAGGAACCUCCACACCCCCGUGGUGCAGGCCGCUGGGGGAGCCAUGUGCCUCGUGGGCCUCCUCUGCCUGGCCCUGAUGUGCCUCAGCUGCGGCCUCUACAUCGGCAAGCCCAGCCCGACCAUCUGCCUGAUGCAGCAGCCGUCCUUCGCCUUGUGCCUCAACCCUUGCUUCUCCACCAUCACGGCCAAGGCCCUCCAAAUCAUGCUGGUGAAUGACUUUGCAAGCAGCCGCCGCGGUUUCCUGCACAACCUGAUCCAGAGGCAGCCGUGGGCCAUCGUGGCAUUGUGCUUUCUGGGUGAAAGCGCCCUCUGCUUUGGGUACAUCUAUGGCAACCCGCCCACUCUGGGCAAGAACUACAAACUCUUGCCCACCCAAGUCCUCAUCCAGUGCAGGAUAAAGUCCUGGGCGGGCUUCACCAUUGUGCACGGGAACAACAGCCUCCUGGCCUUCACCUCGUUCCUCUGCACCUUCAUGGUGCAGACGUCUCCCAAGAAGUACAACAUCGCCCGCAGCAUCACCUUCGCCAUGCUCGCUUACUUCAUCGCCUUGAUCUUCUUCAUCCCCACCUACGCCACCGUGGGGCUAGAGUACCAGCCCGCCGUGCAGGUGAGUGCCAUGCUCAUGUGCGCUAUAGGGCUGCUCAUGGCUUAUUACCUCCCCAAGUGCUACAUCCUGCAUUUCAAGCCGGACUGGAACACGGUGGACUAUUUUCAAGAUUAUGCCAAAGAGGCGACGCGGGAAAACAACCCCCAAAAUUAG
Molecule: messenger RNA, 2331 nt
Organism: Zootoca vivipara (common lizard)
Lineage: Eukaryota; Metazoa; Chordata; Lepidosauria; Squamata; Lacertidae
Product: taste receptor type 1 member 3
Biological process (GO): sensory perception of sweet taste; sensory perception of umami taste; G protein-coupled receptor signaling pathway
Cellular component (GO): plasma membrane
Molecular function (GO): G protein-coupled receptor activity; sweet taste receptor activity
Source: RefSeq, a predicted model, not a curated record